Molecule: messenger RNA, 2051 nt
Organism: Acipenser ruthenus (sterlet)
Lineage: Eukaryota; Metazoa; Chordata; Actinopteri; Acipenseriformes; Acipenseridae
Exons: 1
Coding region: 189-1148 (319 amino acids)
Biological process (GO): sensory perception of taste; G protein-coupled receptor signaling pathway
Cellular component (GO): membrane
Molecular function (GO): G protein-coupled receptor activity
Source: RefSeq, a predicted model, not a curated record
UUCUUCCUUUAAACUCAGUAACAAGAGUGGAAAUCUUAAGUGGGAAUCAACAGACAGUUACAUGUUUAUCAUCCUUGUUGUCCUUAACUUAAAUUACUAGGUUAUUCUCUGUUUUAUAAACAAGCACUCUUGUUUUCCAGCUUCACACCUAUCCCACAAGAGAGAGUGUCCAAAAGAGAAAAAGAAUCAUGUUGGAAAACGUCACCAAUUUUGCUAUUUGGAUGGUGGUGGGUUUUGUUGCUAUUUUGACCAUAUUUUGCAAUCUCUACAUCCUCCUGAUGAACCUUGGCUCGUAUCACAAGAACCAUCACUUCCAGCCUUCUGAGAUCAUCAUCACUGUCCUCUCGGUGACAAACAUUGUCUAUCAGAUCCUUACCUAUCUCUGGAUGACAAUGGACCUGCUCAGUGUUACCUGCCUCAUUGAUUGCCUCUUCAACACCCUUAUUAUGCUGUUAAUCAACAGUCUGAGAUGCACACUGGUGUGGACCACUGCUUUCUUGUCUUUCUUCUACAGCACCAAGCUGGUGAUCGAACCCAUCCACUGCUAUACCAAGAUCCAGGAAGGCAUCCUGAAGCAUGCUCCCACUGUUCUUCUGGUCAUCGUGUUCUUUAGCUUUGCCAGCUGCUUCCCUGCCAUGUUGGUAUUGUCCCGCAACAACCAAACAGGUUCAUAUGACUGUAGUACUAUGAUCUCCAACGAGACCCCUGGAUUAAUCUAUGUGGGGUUCUACACUGCCAUUUCUGUCAUCAUCCCUGGCUUGAUCAUGAUGAAGUCCAGCAUUUCCAUUACGGUUCACUUGGCUAUCCACAUGUAUCAUAUGAAGGCCAACACAAACGGCUUCCAUGGGCCCAAGCUGGGCUCUGAGAUGAGGGUUAUACGGAUGAUAAUGGCCCUAGUGGUAGUCUACUUAUUCUUUCUCAUAGCUGAUUUGGUCGUGCUCUACAGAAGCACCAUCAAUAGGGACAACCUAUCUUACACUACUGGCCUGGUUUCAUCCAUCUACACGUCCACUAGCUCUUUCAUUCUCAUCUACGGCAAGAAGGCCCACUGGAAGGAGCUCAUCCUCAUAUACAACCAGUUUGUAGGUGAAUACCCUUGUAUUCGCUGCAUGAGGUGCCCAGAAAAGAAGGUGUCUCCACCACACUAAAAUGCACAUAAUUUUGCCUUAGCACAGUAUGACAAUUUAGACAUCCAUAAAAGAAACCAACACCAGUGGGACUGAAAAAUGUAAUCAAACAAGAAAAUAUUUACGUAUUAAUUAAAAACAUGUUUUUAAAAAAAAUAUAUUAAAAAAAAAGCUGGAUUGCUUUUAUUUCACUUGGGAUAAAUCGAAGUUUUUACAAAUCAUAUUUGGUUGGUGGUUUCAAUUAUUAUGUUGGUGGAAUAAAAUACCUCUGAUGUGACACAGUUAUGAAAUGUCAUUUCUGUUCCAAUGCUAGCGCUGGCUACGGCUGUGAUACAGCCAGAGUGAAUUUAAAACAAUCUGCGUGUAACUUGUUUCUCUACAAUGAGUUUUCUUUUGAUUAGGAGCUGUGUUACUGUCUUGCAUUUCAUAAAAUUAGCUUUGAAGUAACAUCUGAUUAUUUUCUGCAUUUUGUUUUGUUGAUGUGACAGUACAAGUCAAUGACAUUUAAUAGAGAAAAGUGUAAGGUACUGCACGCAAGCAAUAAAAAUGUCCAUCAUAAAUACCAUAUGGGAGAUACUGAAAUUGAAGAAGGAAUCUGUGAAUCUAGGAGUUUAUAUUGACUCAGAUGUCUUCAUCUAGAUAAUGUGGGGAAGCUAUAAAAAGGUCAACAAGAUGCUCGGAUAUAUAGUUAAAAGUGUUCAAUUUAAAUCAAGGGAAGUAAUGUUAAAACUUUACAGUGCAUUAGUAAGACCUCACCUAGAAUAUUAUGUUCAGUUCUGGUCACCUCGCUACAAAAAGGAUAUUGCUGUUCUAGAAAGAGUGCAAAGAAGGGCAACCAGAAUUAUCCCGGGUUUAAAAGGCAUGUUAUAUGCAGACAGGUUAAAAGAAUUGAAUCUGUUCAGUCUUGAACAAAGAAGACUAUGU